UUUGACUCACCGCCUGGACAUGCUCUCAUUUCGAGAAUUGUUCAGUGUUAUGUCCCAUAUGUCCCGCAUGACUAUGUGCUCGAAGGUGUUGGCAAAGUCUUGGAUGGAAGUGACUUGGUGGCUAUCACACCAACUGGCUCUGGGAAAACAGGAUACAUGGCUUUUACUGCCCUCGUCAUGAGAGAACUCUCAGCUUCCCCGGAAAGCUAUCUGCAUCUGAAAGAUAUCAUCAAAAAAUUUCCCAAACACCCACUCAUGCUCGCCAUUUGCCCCACGGAUUACCUAGAGUAUCAAAUGGAGGAGAAUUUCGCUCGUAUCAGUUUGAAUAUUCUGGUCAUAAACAAUGACACUCUCCAAGCAGCUCGACUGAAUAAACAUCCUGAGUUAUGGCAACAAGCUCAAGAUAACUUAUCAUUAUCCAUCAUCCUCAUCUCUCCGGAACAGCUCAAGUCGAAGAGCUACGAGGCUGCCCUCAUGAAUGACAGAUUCUAUGAGCGGAUAUACGCAAUGACUGUUGAUGAAGUCCACCUUCUGUUGACUUGGGGAAAGAGCUUUCGGAAACCAUUCCAACAGAUAGGUUUAGCAAAAGCUCGACUUCCAGAUAAUGUCCGUACUCUUGCUUUGACUGCCACCAUGCAGGUUGGUUCAGCUCUUCACUCCAUCUGCAGAUUCUUGGGGAUGCCAGAAGGAAAAUACCACCUUAUUCGACGUUCCAAUCAGCGACCUGAUAUCCAGCUAAUCUUCCGUGAGAUCUCUUCGCCUGUCGAAGGUCUAUUCUUCCCUGAACUUGACUGGGUAUUGAAGGAGAAGCGGAACACCAUCAUUUUUGCACGAAGAAUCCAUUUUGGAAACCGGAUUCAUGAAUACAUGUAUCACCAAGACAAAAAGUCAGGAGGCGAUCCACGUACUGUCUUGAAGCGUAUGCGGGAGUACACUUCACUAUCAGCUGAAUAUAAUGAACAAACUCGGGUGUUCAUGCAGUCCGGAGAUUGCUUAGUUGUAUUUGCGACGAGCUCGUUGGCAGUUGGCGUUGAUGUUGACAAUGUGCAGGACGUGAUUGUUUUUGGAGACCCGGAGGAUGUGAAUGAGCUAAUUCAGAUGAUUGGGCGUAUACGACCUCGCUGGCAACAAUCAGGCAACAGGCCUACUCACCGUGGAAUCAUUUACUUCUUUCCCAAUGCUUCUGAGCGAGCCGAGCGAGCAAUUAUCCUGAAAGAUGUCACUGCAAGCUCAAAGUUCUCAGAGUUAGAGAAUGCAGCUAACGAAAUGGACAAAGGGCUUGCUCAGCUCUAUCGUGCUAGGUGCAAGACUGCUGAAAUCGAUGCCCAGUUCCAGAAUCCAAGCAAUGACAAGCUAUGUCAAUGCCCUACCUGUCGAAAUUUCCCCUUCCUUCCAACGCAAAUCACCUGCAUUUGUAGUGGCUGCGUUCCCGAGGAAACA
This is a messenger RNA of Lentinula edodes (shiitake mushroom), 1440 nucleotides long. Its product is annotated as P-loop containing nucleoside triphosphate hydrolase protein. Gene Ontology annotation, biological process: double-strand break repair via homologous recombination. The transcript is spliced from 2 exons. Gene Ontology annotation, cellular component: chromosome; nucleus; cytoplasm. The record is from RefSeq and is a predicted model, not a curated record. The annotation marks the transcript as partial. Lineage: Eukaryota; Fungi; Basidiomycota; Agaricomycetes; Agaricales; Omphalotaceae. Gene Ontology annotation, molecular function: 3'-5' DNA helicase activity; ATP binding; nucleic acid binding.